AUGACAAGCGAUUGGCACAUAUACAACUUGGCGAAUUACGAUAUGCAACGAACGAGUGGUGACACUGAAGGCGCUCGGUCACUCGGUGUACCGACGAAGAAUUGGUUGGCAGCCUGGCAAAGCGAAGGAAUGAGAAGAACUGUCUACUGUGUUGUUCUCUGUCAUUAUGAGGAGCAAGCGUGUUUGUUAUUAUCAGAUUCAGCUGAAGCUCCCAAAAUGUUGGUGAAAAGCUGUUCACAUUUUGGCGUCCAGAAUUCGACGAGUUUGUGUAUCCCUAUCUGCCGUCGUAUGUUCAACGUCCCAAAGAAUGCAUAUCAGUAUAUCAAGUCGUUUUACCUAAUAAAUGUGUCCUUCGCAGUCGACCUGGUUGUGAUAUCAGAAGCAGCAUUGUCACGUUUCAAUCUCAAGCUGUACGCCACCGUGAAGACUUUCAGACGGGAGAAUCAAAACACUAGUUCCCGUAAAAGAGUCCGUUACUGA
Perkinsus marinus ATCC 50983 is the source of this 480-nucleotide messenger RNA. RefSeq lists its product as hypothetical. Lineage: Eukaryota; Perkinsozoa; Perkinsida; Perkinsidae. Gene Ontology annotation, cellular component: mRNA cleavage factor complex. The transcript is spliced from 6 exons. The record is from RefSeq and is a predicted model, not a curated record. The coding region runs from base 1 to 480 and encodes 159 amino acids. Gene Ontology annotation, molecular function: mRNA binding.